Messenger RNA from Hyaena hyaena (striped hyena), 1987 nucleotides. Its product is annotated as polyadenylate-binding protein 1-like. The transcript has a single exon. Lineage: Eukaryota; Metazoa; Chordata; Mammalia; Carnivora; Hyaenidae. Gene Ontology annotation, molecular function: mRNA 3'-UTR binding; poly(A) binding; poly(U) RNA binding. The record is from RefSeq and is a predicted model, not a curated record. The coding region runs from base 16 to 1926 and encodes 636 amino acids. Gene Ontology annotation, cellular component: cytoplasmic stress granule; ribonucleoprotein complex; nucleus.
GGCAGCCGUGCUGAGAUGAACCCCAGUGCCCCCAGAUCCUCCAUGGCCUCGCUCUACGUGGGGGACCUACACCCCGAUGUGACUGAGGCGAUGCUCUACGACAGGUUCAGCCCGGCCGGGCCCAUCCUCUCCAUCCAGGUCUGCAGGGACAUGAUCACCCGCCACGCUUUGGGCUACGCGUAUGUGCAUUUCCAGCAGCCUGCGGACGCGGAGCGUGCUUUGAACACCAUGAAUUUUGACAUUGUAAAGGGCAAUCCAGUACGCAUCAUGUGGUCUCAGCGUGAUCUGUCACUUAGCAGAAGCGGAGUGUGCAACAUAUUCAUUAACAAUUUGGACAAAUCCAUUGAUAAUAAAGCACUGUAUGAUAUAUUUUCUGCUUUUGGUAACAUCCUUUCAUGUGAGGUUGUUUGUGAUAAAAAUGGUUCCAAAGGUUACGGAUUAGUACAUUUUGAGACACAGGAAGCAGCUGAAAGAGCUAUUGAAAAAAUGCAUGGGAUGCUUCUAAAUGAUCGCAAAGUAUUUGUUGGAAGAUUUAAGUCUCGUAAAGAACAAGAACGAGAACUCGGAGCUAGGGCAAAAGAGUUCACCAAUGUUAACAUCAAGAAUUUUGGAGAAGAUAUGGAUGAUGAACAUCUUAAGGAUCCCUUUGACAAGUUUGGACCUGCCUUAAGUGUGAAAGUAAUGACUGAUGAAAGUGGAAAAUCCAAAGGUUUUGGAUUUGGGAGCUUCAAAAGGCAUGAAGAUGCACAGAAAGCUGUGGAUGAGAUGAAUGGGAAGGAGCUCAAUGGAAAACAAAUUUAUGUUGGUCGAGCUCAGAAUAAAGUGGAACGACAGACAGAACUUAAGCACAGAUUUAAACAAAUGAAGCAAGAUUGGAUCACCAGAUACCAAGGUGUUAACGUCUGUGUGAAAAACCUUGAUGAUGGUAUUGAUGAUGAACGUCUCCGGAAAGAGUUUUCAACUUUUGGUACAAUCACUAGUGCAAAGGUUAUGAUGGAGGGUGGUCGCAGCAACGUGUUUGGUUUCGUAUGUUUCUCCUCCCCAGAAGAAGCCACAAGAGCAGUUACAGAAAUGAAUGGUAAAAUUGUGGCCACCAAGCCACUGUAUGUGGCUUUAUCAGAGAACAAAGAAGAGCGCCAGGCUUACCUCACUAACCAGUAUGUGCAGAGAAUGGCAAGUGUCAGAGCUGUGCUCAAUCCUGAAAUCAACCCCUACCAGCCAGUACCUCCUUCAGGUUACCUCAUGGCAGCUAUCUCACAGACUCAGAACCGUGCUGUGUACUACCCUCCUAGCCAGAUUGUUCAACUCAGACCAAGUUCUCGCUGGUCUGCUCAGGAUGCCAGACCUCAUCGAUUCCAAAAGAUGCCCGAUGCUAUCUGCCCAGACACUCCUAGACCACCAUUGCAUACCAUGAGACCAACUUCUUCACAGGUUCCACAGGUCAUGCCGACACAGCGUGUUGCUAACAUGUCAACACAGAUGGAGGGUCCACAUCCUGCAGCAGCUGCUGCUGCAGCCACUCCUGCAGUUCGCACCAUUCCACAUUAUAACUAUGCUGCCGGGGUCUGCAGUGCACAUCAACAUCCGAGUGCACAGCCACAAGUUACUGCGCAGCAGCCUGCUGUUCAUGUACAAGGUCAGGAGCCUUUGACUGCUUCCAUGUUGACAUCUGCCCCACCUCAAGAGCAAAAGCAAAUGUUGGGUAAGUGGCUCUUACCUCUCAUUCAAGCCAUGCAUCCUGCUCUUGCUGGUAAAAUCACUGGCAUGUUGUUGGAGAUUGAUAAUUCAGAACUUCUUCAUAUGCUUGAGUGUCCGCAGUCUCUCUGGUCUAAAGUUGAUGAAGCUGUAGCUAUGCUGCAAGCCCACCAAGCUAAAGAGGCUGCCCAGAAAGCAGUUAACAGUGCCCCUGGUGUUCCAACUCUUUAAAAUUGAUCAGGGACCACAAAAAGAAACUCAUGCUUCACUGAAGAAAAAUAUCUAAACAUCG